Molecule: messenger RNA, 3846 nt
Organism: Fusarium verticillioides 7600
Lineage: Eukaryota; Fungi; Ascomycota; Sordariomycetes; Hypocreales; Nectriaceae
Product: E3 ubiquitin ligase complex SCF subunit scon-3
Exons: 5
Coding region: 1515-2027 (170 amino acids)
Biological process (GO): mitotic cell cycle; SCF-dependent proteasomal ubiquitin-dependent protein catabolic process
Cellular component (GO): cytoplasm; nucleus
Molecular function (GO): cullin family protein binding
Source: RefSeq, a predicted model, not a curated record
AAAGAUCAUCCUACUAGUACCGAUGGGUUGGAACCCUCAUGUGCAUUUAGGUAUGGUGGGAUAAGGGGCAAGGUGGGUUCAAUGGCUGUGUUAUGCAUGCCACUGAUGUCUCGAAUGUGGUUUUGUCUGUAUGUAUAUCGAGGAGACAUCACCGCCUUUGUUGUACGAUGUUGAGAGCAACAUCAACAUCCCACUCGCAAUACCGCCUCUAUUCUUUGUGAUGCUCCGCAUGUCGAACCUGAUGGUUUGCUGUUUAUCAUGAAACGGACACGGACUGUAUACAAACACUGCCUGAUCAUGCUUGCGCUAACAGACAGACAACGAAUAGUGCAAGUCGAUUGAUGCAGCCCUUUCGGCACUGGAGACGGUUUCUUGAGAAUAUUGCACGGCCUUCUCUUGAUUUGUUGAUCCAUCUGUGAGCAACAUGACCGUGAUUAUCCUCCUUUGCGGUGUUCGACUCAACAAAAGAAGCUUUAGGAUGGCCAUACGCCACGAAGUUAAGGGAUGGCAAGGUUGAUUCCAGUUGGUAGGUAGUAACUCUUGCACUGACGGUGUCUUGAAGCCAUUUGCCAACAACUAUUCUGUUCUCUCCCUUGCCACUACGCCCGCUCGUGACGGUUCCAAUUAGUACUCACUUUAUCGCUGCAGUGUCUUUAUCGUCUCGAGCGUUUUCAUCGCACUGACAAGCAUUGUGGCCUCGGAUGCAGUCUGAGGUGCCUUGAGGAGUAGCUUAGAAGAGGGAAAAAGAUAAAGAACCGAUUUGUGUGUUCGGAUAGGAUUCAGAUAUGAACAAGCUCGGUGGCUUAUAGUUGUGAGUUUCUGUUCAGGUAGUUCUCGAGUCGCCCAAUUGAACUCGCCCGCGCCUCGUAGGUUCGUGCCAACCAUGACCUCUAACUUCAGGUUGCCGUCUGACUCUUUCUUCCAUUUGUCUUUGAGGUUAUUUUGGAUUCUCAAGGCAGCAGCAGCAGGGCAGAUCCACUUCACCUUCCUGUGAACCUUACCUUCGCACUCUGAGACUCACUGAUAUAAAACGCUUGAUCCCUCCCGCCGAAUUGGACUUCUCUACUCUCACAACCACCCCAACUCUCCAGGACCGACCACCAGUAUCAAGAUCGUUUCUUUAUUAGUAUUCAACAUCCAUCUUCGGAUCCCAGUACUUUCCAUCAACUCCAUCAAACCGCUUACCUUAUCUGACUAAGCCCCAUCUGAAAGAAAGGGUCCCGAGUCUGAUUCACAGCCCUGCUUCUACAUACCUAGUAGGUACGUUGUACUACGCCCUCAGCACGAGGCACCCACCUCAGCCUAGCAUUUACCCCGCCACAGUGAUUGAUUUAUUGGUCGGUUGGCUACCUAGCCUCCGCUACCUACCUACCUUACUUACCUAGCUGACUCCUCCAACUUCCAUCAUCACCCAAAAACAAUCACGAAUCCUCUCUGCACUUUCUCUUCGCACCACGCCAAAUCUCACACUUACAUCCCCAUUUACUCUAGCACGAACCACAAACAUAUCCAAAAUGGCCGAAUCUACCUCUACACAGAAAGUCUGGCUGGCGUCCAACGACAGCGCCACUAUUGAAGUCGACCGUGUUGUUGCCGAGCGAUCAAUGUUGAUCAAGAACAUGUUGGAAGACAUCGGUGAUGAGGGUAUCAAUGCUGAGAACCCUAUUCCUAUCCCCAACGUGAACGAGGCCGUUCUUCGCAAGGUGAUUGAGUGGUGCGACCAUCACCGCAACGAUCCCCUCCAGGCACAGGAUGACGAUUCCGACGCCCGCAAGAAGACGACUGAUAUCGAAGAGUGGGACCAAAAGUUUAUGCAGGUCGAUCAGGAGAUGCUGUUUGAAAUCAUCCUUGCAUCCAACUAUCUCGACAUCAAGCCUCUUCUUGAUGUCGGCUGCAAGACCGUCGCCAACAUGAUCAAGGGCAAGUCUCCCGAAGAGAUCCGCAAAACUUUCAACAUCACGAAUGAUUUCACUCCUGAGGAGGAGGAGCAGAUCCGCCGGGAGAAUGAGUGGGCUGAGGAUCGUUAAGUUCCCCUCUGUGUAUGAUUAUGGAUAGAGGUUGCGGGGAGGUGCAAGUCGGACUGUGGUGCGGAUCAAGCCUUGGGUCAUGAGUCGCAGGAAACUUUCCUGUCAAGCCUUGUCAAUCCAGGAUCAUAUCAGUAUUGAUGAGUCACAGGGGUCGUAUUAGGCGUUAAAGUUUGGUUUUCCGGGUUGCUUGGGCCAGUGUUUUUGGCACGCUAGGAGCACAAAUAGGAUUGCUUACGGUAACAUGAUAUUGUCCGAGGCAGGCUCUCUACGGGAUGGAUCUCGUCCUGCAGUAGUUGAACACAGCUUCAAAUCCUACACUUGGAAGCACUGGUAGAAAGUCAUUUCGACUUGGCUUAGGACUUCAAUUUAUGAUUGCCAUCAAACCCGGCGUUAUCAAGACGUUCAGCUAUGCAGUGGUCAGCUCGAAAUCUGUGAUGGAUGCGUUGGUGAAAGUGGGAUUUGCGGGUUGGGGCAUGAUUCGUUCAUUUGGCUACUUGAAGACUAGCACAACACCAUACAGUCUGCUGGUAAUAAAGACAGCACACGAGAGCCGACGUUUGCGUUGUCGUCGUUCACAGGCAAGAUAGUCUGCAUCCAUGUAGUUCAGGCCCGUUUUCUUUCUUGGGGCAUCAAAGUCUUUGCAUUCCUUUUUUUUUCCCCUAUGACCGUCCGUGACAUGCAGUAACCGGCAAUAAUCGAUAAACCAGGCAACCGGCCCAUCGCCCCCGUGCGCACGCGCAGUGCAGUGCAGACACGGCCUCUUAGUUCAGUUUACGCCACAACAAUAUCGUUCCUCCCCUUUUCCGUUCACGUCAAUCAUCGCGAUACCAUGCCCAAGAGAGAGAAAAGUCGGUUGCUGGGCUUUGGGGGCAGGUAACAGCUGGACUAUCAGCUUAGAUACCGAUGCGGGUCUUGCGCCAAUGCCUUCGCUUAGCGUUGUAGCUGUUUAGGAAUGUUAGCCAAGGGUUACUCUGCUCGCGGGCGGACUGGUAGAGUCGUAAAGUUGUCGUCUCGAAGGGGGGAGUCAAAACGCACCGGAUGGUGUUGCCAGUUCGGAGGCGAAUCCAUUGAGGCACAGGGCGGUUCUGCUUCUGGGCCUUGGCAAGCUUCUGCUUGGUUCGGAAAGACUUGUGGCUCUGUGGGAAAAAGAACAAUUAGCGAUCCGGUGUCAUGGGAGCAGAGCCCGCCCUCGAGAGAUUGCGACUCAUUUUCAUCAUCGACGGACGCGGCGGGAAAUAUGUUCAUUCGAUGCAGACUUCCAUUGUCGAUGAUGAAGAGAGCGAGCUGAGAGCGUGCUUCCGAGGGCGAUAGGGAGGGGCUGUCAUACCGGCAUGUUGACGGCGUCGUUGGUGGUCGAGUCGGUCAGUCGUUGCCAAAUGGUGAUAGAGUAUCGAAGUGCAGUACACUUGUUUCGAGGAAUUUCGCUUCUAGGGUUAGGUUUUUUCUGUGGGUGGAGCUGAGGUUGGUGCCUGAGGUUUACGGUGAGCGAGAUCCACCUCGGGCGGGCACCUCAUGGAUGGUGCUGAGGUAAGCACUUUUGAGCUCGGCUCGUGACUCUUUAGCUGUAACUCAUGACAAAAUUACACAGUACAGUACCUUAGUGACGGGAGUGGCUCGUGAGUUGUCCACCUGAGGAAAUUAUUGGGACGUAGCCUUUGUGAGAAGCAUAAUAGCAACCAAUAAAUCGAUCUGACUGAUAUACAAGCUCUAGAUGGACAUGUAUCGGAUGUACAGAUAGUUCUCUUGGAUUAGUUAGUACCUAUAGUGACUUAAGUGCCUAUUAAUGAAAACGCCUCUGUCUCAGGAGGGUUCCAGAGCA